AUGCCGGGAUACACGACUCUCUACUCCAGAACCCCUCGCUCUUUCCUUUUCGCCGUGGUGGCCAAUGUCGGUCCCGGCGGCACCAGCCGCUGCCUGGCCGUGGCCUACCGCCAACACCACGACGAAUAUAACUCACAGAUAUCCUGGGAUCGAGUGCAAUGUAUGGUGACCGACACUCUUGCGCUGACCGAAGUCCUCUUGGAUCCCACGAACCGUGCGCCGCUGGAGGCUGAGAGGGCGCUCGCGGAGGACUGGUAUCGUCGGUCUCAGGGCCGGGAGCCUCCGAUUCAUGAGCGGCCCAGCGUACCCGACACCGCGCAACCCCCGUUCGUGCCCUGGUACAAGCGACGUGAGCCAGGGCAACAACAGCCCCCGCUGCCGUGGCGGGAUGAUGCGCCUAGUAAGUUUCCCUUCACUGCGACGUGUGUUUUGCUGGCGUUAUUGCGCGAUACUCGCGACAACCGCACCCGCCCCAGCGACGUUCAGUUUCAGCCACUAUCGACGCUGUUCCGGGCCGACUGCACUGAGUAUGGCCUGGUUAUUCUCGACAUCUCUGACCUCGACAGCGGCGUCAAGUACGGCAUCGUUACGUUCCCCAUGAACUACAUGGCUGAGGUUGAAUACGGCGGCGAGAUGAUCGGCUGGGAUCCCGUCGAAGACCCCCAACCGGAAAAGGAGCCCGAUGUUAUACUCGCAGACCCGCGGCCUCGAGAGCUGUUGUCAAUCUCGCAGUGGGUAUCGAAGCAUUACUACUGGUCGGGCCUAGAGAAGGCGUCUUACAUCCUUAAACUAGAGGAGAGGCCGCUGGCUGAUGCGGUAGCCUUAGAUUACUUCAUACAUUCAAUGAUCGCCACCCAAUCCCCGCCUGAUAUGGAAGGUUACACCAUAGUAGACCAACCGCCGCAAAAUGACCCCGUAGGCAUAGUCCGCACCAUUGAUGAUCUGCUUAUUCUCACCCAGGAGCCCGCCUCCGGUCCCCUCGAGAAGGAAGCGCUCGCCAACCUUCAAGUACUUACUCAGUUCCGCGAGCAGCUACGGCAGCGGCUCGAAGAGGCGCCAGAGAGGCUCGGCUCCUCCCAGAUCUCCAGUCAUGUGCUGCGCGUGGCAUACGCUGGAUGCCGUCACCUUAACUGGGUGGUGUUUAGAAACCUGCCCCCUCGCGUGAUCGCGGCCGCCAUUACAUCGGAUGAACUUCAAGGUGCGUCUGCGCUCAGCCUCUGCCUCAAUCCGUUCCAGCUAGUGGGAGAUAAGGAAGAUAGAGAAUCAGACCUUAGUGACCUCGCCGCGGCCCUGGCACAGUCCACGGCCCUUCAACAGCUCUGCUUCUUACAGCAGCCGGACCGGAACAGCGACGAUGGCUCCGCUCAUCCCUUUUCGGAGCUGUCUUAG
This is a messenger RNA of Penicillium robsamsonii, 1389 nucleotides long. RefSeq lists its product as uncharacterized. The transcript has 2 exons. The record is from RefSeq and is a predicted model, not a curated record. NCBI's taxonomy places the organism in Eukaryota, Fungi, Ascomycota, Eurotiomycetes, Eurotiales, Aspergillaceae. The coding region runs from base 1 to 1389 and encodes 462 amino acids.